This is a messenger RNA of Asterias rubens (European starfish), 4360 nucleotides long. Its product is annotated as G-protein coupled receptor moody-like. Lineage: Eukaryota; Metazoa; Echinodermata; Asteroidea; Forcipulatida; Asteriidae. Gene Ontology annotation, biological process: G protein-coupled receptor signaling pathway. Gene Ontology annotation, molecular function: G protein-coupled receptor activity. Gene Ontology annotation, cellular component: membrane. The transcript has a single exon. The record is from RefSeq and is a predicted model, not a curated record. The coding region runs from base 2219 to 3367 and encodes 382 amino acids.
CUUCGUGACGAUUUAUUUAGCACACGAACGACUGUUACAAAUCUAACCGGACCCUGAUAGGCACGCUUUCCAACGACCCACAACGCUCCCUUUCAGAUGCAAAAUGUACAUAAUAUACAAUGCACUGACCCGCAAAGUAAAUUUGAAAAGAUGUUCACUGUUUUCACACCUGACGUCAUUCAUUGUGCUUACUGUGUGUGACGUGCAACCUGUAUGGGACUCAUCGUCAAGAAGCCAUAACUGUGCAGGGGGUUUACUUUAAUACGGCCCACUCCAUCAUCAAGAAACUCACUGACUGUGUCUUCUCUGAGGACGGGAUGAUGAAAGACGGUGAUUGAUACCACUCAAGAAAUCAUAUGGGGACAUUAUUUGUGAAAGCUGAUUUAUCUAUGAUCAAAUUCAUAGGAUCGAUUGACGUACCGGUACGCCAGUUGGGUGUUAAAGCUGGAGGGUCUUUGGGGUGAAGAACAUUGGAGAUUGCUACCGAUUGAGAAAUCACCAUUACUAUAUCCACUUACUCUAGAAAGCUGAUUUAUCUAGGAUCAAACCCACAAUUGGAUCGUACGCCAGUAUUGGGUAUUGAAUAUGUGACCCGAAAUACCUUAUCUUAAGACUCGAAGCUGGAUGUCGUUUUAAGAAAACUGGGUGACAUUGGUGACUGACCCCUCAAGAAACUUAAUUUGGUGAUGUGCAUCGAUCUGAUUUACCUCACAGCUAGGAGCGGACGCACGUAUUGAAUGUGGGGUUGACCCGAAAUACCUACACGUCGAGUCACUAGAAACGAUCGAUCUACAAUACAAUAGUCAAGACGAACGCUGAUCGCAGCUGAUAUAAAGUGAUUGUCAGUAGGGGUCAAACAUAUUGUCAAACUUUUACCUGACCUCGUGCUUUGUUUUUGUUUAGACUUUAUUUAUCGGCAGUGUAUCUGGAAAGCCUUCACACGAAUUUAACACUCAAGGUUUUCAACUUGGUUCUACGACUGUUUUGGAAGCGAAUUCGGCCGUCAGGUGUUACUUGUAGCCACACACGAAGACGUCUUCAAGAACACUGAGCCCGGAAGGUGACCGUAUAAGAAAUGAGAUAGGAACAUGAAUUAAUCGUAUAUCAUUAUAUCUAUGAGGGAACUCGAAACUGUUGAUUUCAACUGUAAGAAUACCGACGAAUAGGAUUACAAGAAACCACUCAUCAAACAGUCGUAUACUCAAAUUGAAUUUCAAGUUCAGUGUCACGUCCUACCGACGACUAGGAUUACAAGAAACCACAAUACCACAACCAUAAUACACUUCGCGUGAUAGAGGAACUAUAGUUUGAUGACAAACGGUACAUCCGGUCUUAAGUUAUCCGCUAUAAUUCCUGUCCUCAAACCCAACCAUAACUUAAUAUUGCAUGCUGUACAAAAUUAGUUGGUGUCACCUACCUGUAGCAUUAUAGCCACCUGUGUAUGAUGUCAGUUGUCACAUAGUUGUAAAAGGUCAUCUUUUAAAAUAAAGGCAGGAGUCAGUGCUGAUCUACCAGGACACAAUACAAUAAUUCGGAAAUGGUUUGACAGUAAUGCAGCCUUGUUCUUGAAGUAUAUAACUAUAGCCAGCGCACACCUGUUGACAUUAAUAAUGACAUGAUCAAUCGAUCGACUCCUUUGUUAUUGAACAACAAUCGCUCUCAGCAGAUAGGUGUUCAACGCAACUGUUAAAUGUUCGCCAAACAGCCAAUCGAAACAGCAAAAGUAAUCUUGAACAUUAUUGUCUGACUUUGAGGUCAAAAGAACAAGGCUGCGAUCGAUACAACCUGUACUUUCAAUUUCACUUUCACCAAUUCAUUCAUUCAUAGCUCACACUCAGACCGUUGAGGCACUGCUUGUCAGCUACCACCACCCGUGACAUCACUGGUCGUGUACCACCCCGACUAUCUGCCGGAAACGCAAGUAAGAAGCAGUCAGAUAUUAUGAGUACGACUGUGUAACUUUACUGUGCAUUAGUUGUAUUCGUAAGCUCGUCAUAUUGUGCAAAGGUCUGUGGAGCAGUUAUUAUGGCUUUUGUUUACCUGCAUUGAAUUUCAAGGACCGGCAUUCUGUGCAGUCUGUGCGGAAAGUGUCUAAUGCUUGCAGAGCUAUUGGCUACCUAUUCGGACGGUCCCGGUGAGUGAUUUUUGUAACAGAACAUUUUGAACACUGCGUUUGGACUUUAAGUUGUAUCAUUCUCACACAAACUUGAAAUUGACCAUGGAGUUUGAUAGCUACGAUAGCUUCAACUCCUCGGAGGUGGACAAUUCCACGGACAUUCCUUUCGAAUUCAGCGACUACACCCAGAGAGUGGUGGUCGCCACGAUGUUCCUGACCGCCUCCCUAGUCGGUACCCUGGGCAACGCUCUGGUGAUACUCGCCGUACUGUUGUCCAAAAAGCUCCGGACAGCGACCAACGCGUUCGUGGUGAAUCUAAGCUUAGCGGACUUGCUGACCUCGCUGGUGAUCGUGUGGGACGCUGUGGCCCUGCUGGGCAAGGAUGGAUUCCCCGUCUCGGAAUGGGUGUGCAAGGUGGUCGCCAUUAUCCAGUCCACAACUGUUGGUUGUAGCAUGUACAUGUUGGCUUCUAUUGGAUUGAACCGGCUACUGCUGAUCACGCGAGCCGCUACAACGUACAGGGUUCUCUACACGCCUAAAAAGAUCGCCAUGUGGUUAAUAUUCACCUGGAUGAUCCCUCUAUCGAUAACCCUCCUACCCCCUGUUUUCGAUGUGGGUGCGGUUGGGUACAACCCCAAAUACCACACCUGUGGGUCCAUCUCAUCUCACCCCUUAUCCAACUACUACGAUCUCAUCGUGGCCGGUGGGUUAUACCCCAUCCCACUCGUCACAAUCAUCGUCUGCUACGUCCUCUUGUGGCAGCACCUUAAUCGCCAUGCCAAGAGGAUGAUCACCUCCCCCCAAGCUUCCGUGGAUUCCACAGCCAACAACCUGUCCAUCGUCUCUAAGGAUGUAGAUGCCGUCAACAACCACUAUCCACAGUCACCGAGGCACAGCACGGGGACCGUCCGGACCAACGCCACCAUAAGCCGUAACCGUAUGAGCCGACGUCAGUACGAGAUCACCAAGAACAUGUUCUAUGUCUUGUGUGCCUUCAUGCUUUGUCUAACUCCCUACGCCAUUUGCCUGUUCUUCGACGACAGCGAUCCGGCGAUACCAUAUGCCGCCGCCAUUUUGUUUAUCAACAGCUGUAUAAAUCCCGUUAUUUAUGCAGUUAAGCACCCGCAUUUUAAGACUGUAUUCGGCUGCAUCUUCCGUCGCCAGUGGGACCACAUCCCUGAGCCCUCGGACACACUCAAGAGGCUAAUAAGGGGAGGAAACUGUUGUGGGAGAAGUGCUUUUUACGCAUGAGAAUUCUGAAACACCUGCCUUAUCUUAUGGAACUUUUGCGAUGCUACGUCUCAAGUUUAAUUAGACUCGCCGCCAGUCACCUAUAAUGUCAUUUAAACAGUGGUUUCCAAAAUGGUGGGCGUUGCCUUAGGCUCAGCCCGGGCAAGAGCUAGAGGUAAAGAGGUGCGGUGGUUUAAAGAUGAUAAUUUUUAACACAACAUGUUUUAAGCAAACGAGCAAUUAUCAGUAGUUUUUAAAAUAUUGUCGGCGUUGCCUUAAGCCUCAGCCGGGGUUUUAAAGAUAAUAGCUUUUAUCCCAACACUUUUAAGCAAACGAAUUGUUAUCAGUGGUUUGUAAAUGGUGGGCGUUUCCGAAUUCCUUAGCCUCAGCCCGGGCCAGAGGUAAAGCAAACGUUUUGGAAGAGGCACUGUGCUUUGAUGACAAUAUUAAUAAAAGUAGUUUUUAAUACUUAAUUUGUUAAGCAAACGAACAAUUAUUCAAACGAUUUUGGAAGAGAAACUACGUUGUGAUGAUGUCGAUACAAAAUAGUGACUGCUGUAUACCAUGUAAAGUAGAGGCAAAAUGUGUAAACUGCCAAAGAUGAAAAAAAUAAGCAGGAUUGAAAAAUUAACUGGAGCUUGUGUCAAGAGACAUGUAUUGAUUUAAAUAUAAUACAUUAUUGGCUUUUGAAAGAGUAUAUAAAUUCGUAUUCUCGAAUGAAUACACCACAUGACAAACGUAUGCAAAUUUAUUCAAUUAAGGUUGCUUGUAUCCAGACCGAGGCUGAAUUGGUUAUAGUCUGGCUCCAUUCCAUAAUGUUUCAGUCAGUAUUCAUUUCUGUUGUUGCAUACAUGGAAAGCGAUAAACAUGACUGCUGCCCUCUUGAUUAUUACAAUGUGCCACUCACAGUAUUAGGCCAUGUUCGAAUUAGCAGCUACAUCUACGGCUAUGGCUAGUGUCAUUGGCACUGGACACUAUUGGUAAUUGUCAAAGACUAGCCUUCAGAGUUGGUGU